Molecule: messenger RNA, 666 nt
Organism: Pelagomonas calceolata
Lineage: Eukaryota; Pelagophyceae; Pelagomonadales; Pelagomonadaceae
Source: the annotation of a GenBank genome assembly
AUGGUCUGCGGGUGCGUAUGGACGAAAAACAUUAAGAUUUUGGCCGCACGCACCCGCGUCUGGAGCACAAUUGUAACCGCCACCUCGUCGACUGGCCGGGAGACGCAGGAUCACCAUUUCCACAUAGGUCGAGGGCGGCGCGCCGGGCGCCCCCGACACGAUGCAGCCCAAGAUGUCCAAGGUCCGCUCCGAGGCCGUCCACGGCACCGAGGUCGCCGAGAAGAAGGCCUCGGCGAUGAACAUGUGCGGCUCGCUCUCGCACGUCAUGGCCGACUCGAUCCGCUCGCUGACGGCUGUCUGCGUCGGCAUCGCCGCGUCGGGCUGGAAGCGAAAGGUCAACGGCGCGCGCGCGGACGCCAUCGGCGCGCUCCCGUGUGGAAAUCAACCAACACGCUAUCGAGCAGGCGUCGCGUCGAUGGCGCGGAGGACGACGCGAACGCGCCAUAAAAUUUUGAUUUCCGCACAGGCGCGCUCAUCUGCGCCGCGACGAUCCUCGUCGUCAUGAUCGUCAUCUGCCGCCAGUGGGUCAAGGCGCUCCAGGUCUACCUCAACUACGACCAGUACGAGGACACCUACCUCGAGCGGCCCUCGACCAAGCCCCAGGGCAUCGCGCACGUCAUCUCGUCGGCGACGUCGUUCACGAAGAAGGGCGAGACGAUCUACUAG